This is a messenger RNA of Thermothielavioides terrestris NRRL 8126, 210 nucleotides long. RefSeq lists its product as uncharacterized. The coding region runs from base 1 to 210 and encodes 69 amino acids. Lineage: Eukaryota; Fungi; Ascomycota; Sordariomycetes; Sordariales; Chaetomiaceae. The transcript has 2 exons. The record is from RefSeq and is a predicted model, not a curated record.
AUGCCUGAGCGCGGCCAAUCCCCUCCGCCCGAGAGGUCGUCGGGCAAGCAGAUGCACGACGUUCCCGCAUCCGGCAAGGGGACUGACGACGCCUCGCACAAGGAGGACAUCAACAAGGAGGCUCUCGAGCAUCUGACAUCCAACCCCCGGGGCCCGAUGGAGGACGAGGUCGAGCGGAAGUUUGCAAAGACAGCUAAGCCGAACGUGUGA